UCUCCGCAGCUGGAGCUCCAGUUGACCAGCGUCGCAACCGAGCGAUGCGCCUCCAUGAGUCCCGUCCUCUUCUCCCUUCACGCGGCGUGUUUGAGCUCCUUCGCCUUCUCCUCUGACUCAGUGUUUCUCUGCAGUUUUUCCUUUUUCACGACGUCAGUCUCAUUUCCAGAGAAAACUUCCCGGGACAAGGUUUUCACACCUCUUUCAACAGGCUUUCUGGGCGAACUCCUGAGGGAGGAUCUGCUUUGGAAACACCGACUCGUUUCAAUUUGAAACCAGCCACUGACAACUGAUAACUUCACCGAAGAUGGUUCAGGAGACACCGGACAGACUCUGAUUUGUGUCCUCAGACUCGAGAGCAUCUCCAGGCAGAAUAACAGGGAGCAGAGGUGCGACUGUCAACAGGCUGUUCUAAGGUGCAGCAGCAAUAACCAGCAACCAUGCUGUCACUGGACGAGCCGCUGGACUUGAAGAUUCCCUCGGGACGGACCCACGGUCCGGUGAGAUUAGGGAAGAGGGCUUGUCCUUCGUCUAUCUGUGCGCCGCUCAGCACCACGCGACCACGCCUGCUAUGUUCAACCUUUCCCUCACCGCCCUCCUCCCCAGAUUCCCAGUCUCCCUCUCAUGAACGACCCGGGUCCUGCUUCACUCCUCCGGCCAUGGACCUCAGCCUGUCCCCAUCCUCCCGCCACGCUUCAUCACUCUCCCCGUCUCCUUCCUCCCCCUACUCCCCAUCCCCGUCCUCCCCCCUGGAGUCCCCUCACAGCAGCCACAGCCCCCAGCCCCACGUGUUCUCUCGGGAAGCAGCUCGCCAUCAAGGUGUGGAGGGCGGAGCAUCACCGCAGGGGUUUCCGUUUUAUCUGCCGAUUGGAAGCCCGUCGAGGAGCUACAGCUUUCCCUCGUCCAUGUUCAUCAGCCAGAACAGAGAGAAGCCAGUUUCCCCAGAGCCCUCACUGGACGGUCAACUCGCCUGCCGCUGGAUGAAAUGCCACCUGCUGUUCGAUUCCCUGCAGGACCUGGUUGAUCACAUCAAUGACUUCCACGUCAAGCCUGAAAAGGAUUCUGGGUACUGCUGCCAGUGGGAGGGCUGUGCUCGGAAUGGAAGAGGUUUCAACGCCAGGUACAAAAUGCUGAUUCACAUCCGCACACACACCAACGAGAAGCCACAUCAUUGUCCUACCUGUAACAAGAGCUUCUCACGCCUGGAGAACCUGAAAAUUCACACCCGCUCACACACAGGAGAAAAACCCUACAUCUGCCCUUAUGAAGGCUGCAGCAAACGUUACUCCAACUCCAGCGACCGCUUCAAACACACCCGCACCCACUACGUUGACAAGCCUUACUACUGCAAGAUGGCAGGCUGCUUGAAGCGCUACACAGAUCCCAGCUCGCUACGCAAGCACAUCAAGGCCCAUGGGCAUUUUGUUGCCCAGGAGCAAGGUGCCCCGAGCAGGCUGGGGUCUGGGCUGGGCCUGCUUGGGCACCAGAGCGCUGCUGAACUGUCCUCUGUAGGCGGAGCCCACAUCAUCAUACCCGGAGCUGCUGCAGCUCUUCUCGGAGGUCUCGGGACCUCUUUGCCUCUUUCUGCUUUCUGCCAUGCCAGAGCCCUGGGCCACCAUGGGGCACCACUCUUCUCUAUUGGAGGAGGCAGCAGCAUGGGGCCUCUCGGGCUCUCGGACUCCCCUCUGCUACACUUUGGACUGUCGGCAGCUUCAAUGUUAGGGCUGGGAGCUCUGGGAGGUCUGGGGCGGAUGGUGGGGAAGGAGAUGGAAGGCGAAGAACAAGAGGAUGAAGGAGAUUUGGGGGAGGUGUUAAACCUGUCUGCAGGGGUGGCGACUAGACGUAAUGACGCUCUGUCCUGGGUGGUUGUCCCCCCGAGGGCCCUCCUACUCAAACCAGCUGUUGUCAGCUAAGAGGUGCACUCAGCAAUUCAAAAAGAACCAGGAAGUGUUUAUUUGUGGUUUUCUUUGUCUGUGUUUGUGUGCAUAUGUCAGGACGUGUGUUUUCACAGAAAUACAUAAGAAAAAAAAGUCAGACAGAAAGUGAGUGAACAAAACCAAACACACUCUUGAGUGUCUGGUCGCACAAUGUUCUUGCACCAUGAGUGUUUCAGUUGUCUCACAAUGAAAAGGGUAACUUCACCCAAAUAACUAAAAACAUGUAUACUUUAGUCGAGCAGGACCAUUUUUACCUCCUGAGAUUUUUAAGUAUCCUUCCGAGAUGAAGAUUUGGAUUCAUCAGUGAUGUUUGUACAGGCACUCAUGGUCGCCAGAGGAUAAAUCAUCCUUUGGUGAUUCCCUGAUUUUAUCCUGUGCCAUCAUCACGUCAACAACAUUAGUCCUGUUAGCAAAUGUUAUCUUGCUAAUAUGUUAGAGAAAACAUUACACCUGUAAAGUUACUGUGAGCAUGUAAACAUACUAAUGUUAGCAUUUAGCUUAAGUGACCAUGCUAACAUGCUAAACUAGACAUCAAACCUUUAACCAUCAUCAUAUUAGUAUUGUCACUGUGAGCAUGUAAGCUUAUGAUGUUAGCAUUUAGCAUUAAGCGCCACUUUGCCUCCAGCCACAGCUAACUAGCAUAGCUGGAGGCACUUGCUCUCGUUGCAGCGAGCCUUAAAAAUCUAAUUCCGUUUGAGGAAGAUGUCUUAAAAAAAUCAGGAGAUAAAAAAUCAGUCUGCUUGGUCUGUUUCCAGAAAAGUGAGGGAAACAUUUGUUUUGGGUGAACUGAUCCUUUAACAUUUUUUGAUUCGUACAUAUCCCUUUCGUUCAUCUUUGUGAUCGAUAUAUAUUUUUACAGCAGACAAUCAAUUGUAUUAGAUUUACUGGACCAGCUGCACUAAUCAUUUUUGCCCUUGUUAUUUUUGACAACCCCCACUCACUGCUUCACACUGAAUUCACAGAUAGAAAACAGCAGGAUUAUGGGGCGCAAUGGGAAAUACAGUCAGUGAUGUACAGUUAAUUAAUUCAUGUUGGAGACUUCAUUAUGAUCGACCUGUGUUACAUCCAUUUAUACGUUUCCUUCAGGCAAAGAUAAGAGUUUGUGCAAUUAAGGGGUUGAAAUUCAAAAUAAGAUACAAAUUUCCAUAAAAUGAUGAAUGGCAUUAACAAACAUUUUAGGUUAUAUGUAGUAAGGUGUAGUUUAAGUUGUCUAUCUACAAAAAUUAAAGGCUGUUUAAGUUAUUUAGAAUCAAACCCUUUACGGUCUGAGUUGUAGUUCGAUCUUUUAAAGACGUUCACUGUGGAUUUAAUCCGACAUGUGCAAUAUGAAUUUAGAUAACAACUUUACGGACUUUACUCACAAGAGCUCGAGCAACAUUUUAAUUACCCCCUUGGAGGAAAGCUGUAUCUCCUGUGGCCUGUCGCCAGGCAAAUUCAUUUAUGACGCAGUUAUCUCUCUGGGUUACUCAUGGUUAUUAAUGUCAGUGUGGCUCUCACCCGCUCUCUGUUUGUUUUGCCUCAGAGACACCUUGACACAGAAGUGAUGUGGGACAUUUACAAUGCUAUGACAUGUGAUAAAAGUUGACCAUGUGAUUUUCCAAGUCGCAAGAAGUAAGAACGAAAAAUGAGACUGUAUUGACGUAACUGAAUGUAGGUUUGAGUUGAACUCCUUUGCUUGCAGUUUAUUGUAGCUAUUCCUUGUUCUGCUAAUCAGUACCAAGACAAUGAUCUGGACCAGAUCAGCCAUGCCUUUUAGACAAAACCAACUGAAAAACACAUUCAACCAGGAACAACCUAGACAAAGGUGUGUAUGAGGAAAUAAUGGGUACACAUUUGCUUUUGAUAGUUUUCUAAACACAGAAAGGUACAAGAAAAAGCCAAACAAUGGUUUGAAGAGUAUUUUCAAAGGGGAAAUGUUUGACAAUGGCCACAAGUGGCCUGUAUCUGUGUUGUUUUAUCUUGUACUCUUUGUUUGCACAUUGAUUUAUCCUAAUCAGUAUUUCUACAGUGUCCAAGUGCCUUUUGUUUCAAGUGAAAUAUAUCACACGUUAUAUUGAAAAAAUAUUUACGCAAAUGUAAAGUGUAUGAAUCUACUUUUCAUUACGUUUUAGAGUACUGAAUUUGAAUAAGUUGACAACAGAUGUGAUUUGCACAUCAGGGCCGCUGCAACACUUUUUAAAGGCGUCAUCGGUGUUGACUAUGACGACGACUCUGUGAAAAUAAAC
Paralichthys olivaceus (Japanese flounder) is the source of this 4162-nucleotide messenger RNA. Its product is annotated as zinc finger protein GLIS2-like. Gene Ontology annotation, cellular component: nucleus. Gene Ontology annotation, biological process: regulation of transcription by RNA polymerase II. Lineage: Eukaryota; Metazoa; Chordata; Actinopteri; Pleuronectiformes; Paralichthyidae. The record is from RefSeq and is a predicted model, not a curated record. Gene Ontology annotation, molecular function: RNA polymerase II cis-regulatory region sequence-specific DNA binding; DNA-binding transcription factor activity, RNA polymerase II-specific.